AUGAUGGCGAGGUUUGUUUCAGUGUCGUCCACUCAGUUCCAUUUCAGCAUCCGUGAUUUUCCUCCUCCGUCGUCGAAUGUUUAUCCCAGACGAUUCGAGGUCUCUGACCGGAGGUUUCCGGUGUUUCCGAUCAAGUGUUCUUCGUCUGAGCAAGACGAUGGUGGAGAUUCGGCGCCAUCGAUUUCUACUUCCUCAUCGUCGUCCACAAGUGAAUUAGCUACUGACAGUUCGACAUACAGCUGGUAUACCGGAAUCGGAGUUAUUGGGAUGUUAGACACCGCGUAUUUGACUUACCUCAAGCUCACUGGCUCCGAUGCGUUUUGCCCUGUUGGUGGUGGUACUUGCGGCGAUGUCUUGAACAGCGAUUACGCCGUCGUUUUCGGUGUUCCUCUGCCAGUGAUUGGAUUUGUUAUGUAUGGCUUAGUAACUGCUCUAAGUGCGCAGCUUGGGGAAGAAGGGAAUUUACCCUUUGGAAUCAGUAAGAGCAAUGGGCGUUUUGCGUUAUUUGCGACCUCGACUGCAAUGGCCUCUGCUAGUGCAUAUUUCCUGUAUAUCCUUGGCACAAAACUCUCAGGAUCGUCGUGCCCGUACUGUUUAGUGUCUGCCUUCCUAUCAUUUACUCUGUUUUUCCUCUCUUUCAAGGAUGUGAAGGUUCAAGAGAUAAAACAAGUCGUAGGCUUGCAGAUAUGCUUGGCAGUCAUAGUAGUUGCCUCCUUAACUGCUUCCUAUAGUACUGCUCAGCCAAUCCCUUCACGCUCAGGUGACAUUGAACUGCCAUAUUAUUCAACGGAGAUCACUACAUCAUCAAGCCCUGAUGCUAUUGCUUUAGCAAAACAUCUAAACUCCAUUGGAGCGAAAAUGUAUGGAGCAUUCUGGUGUUCUCACUGUUUAGAGCAAAAACAGAUGUUUGGAAGAGAAGCGGCGAAGUUAUUGAAUUACGUGGAAUGUUUCCCCGAAGGAUAUAAGAAAGGAACUAAGAUAUUCAAGGCAUGUUCAGAGGCUGGUAUCGAAGGAUUCCCGACAUGGAUCAUUAAUGGUCAGGUUCUAAGCGGAGAAGUAGAACUUGCUGAACUAGCGGAGAUGUCCGGAUUCAGCCUUGAUCAGCCAAAUGAGGCCAAUCAACUUCAGUAA
Molecule: messenger RNA, 1131 nt
Organism: Microthlaspi erraticum
Lineage: Eukaryota; Viridiplantae; Streptophyta; Magnoliopsida; Brassicales; Brassicaceae
Source: the annotation of a GenBank genome assembly